AUGCUUUCGAAUAUUAAGGUGUUUGUGCGGUGUCGCGCAAGGAACGAGCGGGAGCUGGCCGAGAACGCGGGCGUGGUGUUAUCAGUUCCGUCGCGUGAGGAGGUGUGUGUGCGUGCCGGGUCGAACCAGCGCACUUACGGGUUCGACCGUGUGUUUGGCGCAGAGAGCGACCAGGAGAGCGUUUUCGAGUCUGUGGCCGAGCCGAUGCUCGAGCAGAUGGUGGCCGGGUACAAUUGCACGGUGUUUGCGUACGGCCAGACGGGUACGGGGAAAACCCACACAAUGGUGGGCGAUCUGGGCGAUCUGGCGGGCACGAACGUGAAACUACGCACAGACGCUGGUAUCAUUCCUCGCGCUAUGUUCCGGCUAUUUGAGCUGCUGAAGAAAGUGCCCGACUACUCCGUCAAGGUGUCGUUCAUUGAGCUGUACAACGAAAACAUCAGAGACCUUCUGGGCGACGGCACGCGGCCGCUCAAGAUCUUUGACGACGCGGGCAAAAAAGGUGUUUUAGUGCACGGCAUCCACGAGGUGUACGUGCGGUCUCCGCUGGAAGGUCUUCGGUACGCGCAGCAGGGGCUGGAGAAACGCAAGGUGGCCAGCACCAAGUGCAACGACCUGUCGUCGCGGUCGCACACGGUUUUCUCUGUGACGGUGCACAUGAGGGUGCCUGAUCCGCACAAGGUGGGCGGCGAGGAGCUUGUCAAGGUGGGGAAACUGAACCUGGUGGACCUGGCCGGGUCGGAGAACAUCUCGCGGUCGGGUGCCACGAACCAGCGGGCCAAAGAGGCCGGCAUGAUCAACCAGUCGCUGCUGACACUAGGACGCGUAAUCAACGCCCUGGUGGCUAGUUCGCCGCAUAUCCCCUACAGAGAGUCGAAGCUGACACGACUUUUGCAAGAUUCUCUUGGUGGCCAGACGAAAACCAGCAUCAUUGCUACUCUUUCGCCUGCAAAAACCUCGUUUGAGGAGACUCUUAGCACGUUGGAGUACGCACACACGGCCAAAAGUAUCAAGAACAAGCCGCAGGUGAACGAGGUGGUCAACAAGAAGACGCUGUUGCGCGAGUACAUGGACGAGAUCGAGCGGCUAACCAAGGAUCUGGAGGCUGCACGCACACAAAACGGUGUUUAUCUGGACAGCGAGAGCUACCAAAAGCUGUGCAGCGAGAACGAGAGCAGACAGAUCCGGAUUGAGGAGCUGGAAGCGCGUGUGGGUGGACAGGAGGAUCGGUUCGAACGUACAAAAGAGCGGUUGGAGCAGGAGCAACAGGAGAAAAAGAAGCUGGAGCAGGAAUUAGCCGAUUCGGUGGCAGAAACAGCCAAACUACGCGAGCUGUUGGAGAAACAGGCGGCGAAGGUUCAAGCUUCACGUUUGGAAGAGGCCGAACUCAUGGACAGCGCACGGAGCAUGAUGAAGAGCAUGGGCGAGAAGCUGGGCGAGCAGAACUGCAUACAAACUGAGGCUGAAAAGCUGUUUAUCAAGAAUUCGAAAAACUGGGAGCUGCAGAACCAGCAAGUUCGGGAGCUUGGUUCAAUGGUGAGCGAGUCGCUGACCGAAGGCAUGGCACAGACCCAGAAAGCGUUUAGAGAGUUGUGGAGUGUCAUCCGCUCAGACCUUCAUGGUGUUUCGAAAGAGCUUUCUGGGAUGAACAGUUCGUGCGUGAUGGAGCUACAAAAAAGAAAUGAUGACACACGGGGCCAGACAGAAGGCCAGGUGAAUGCACUGGAAGCAGAAGUUUGCGAACGUUUCGAGCAAAUCGAGAAAAAAGUGGCGGGAGUGUUUUCGCAGUGCAUAGACACGAUAAAGUCUAGUCGUUCCUUGAUUUGCGACCUGGAGCGGCAGCUGGGCUCAAAAGAGAACGAGAUCAGGCUACUGGGCGAUGAAUUACGGGCGUAUGUUACAGACUCCAUUGCAGAUAAACAGCAGAGCAGUGCCCAAGCUGCAGAGGAGCUGGUGAGCGUUUUGCGAGAAGCGGUUGUCACAAGGUACGUGCAGGAAAUUGACGAUUUGGUAAAAAUCGGGCAGCAUGCCGUAACAAAGUUGGACAAUCUGGAGAAGAAAAAUAAAAUGCAGCCAGAGGCAUUAAAAGCACUGCAGCUGCAUUCGGAACAGGAAGAGCGGAAUUUACUCCAGGAAUCCGAAGCUAUAGCCGGCAGUCUCAAGAACCGUCAUAUUGCCGAAUGGAAACAGAAUAUUGCACGUUUCCGCGGCCAGUUGCUCGCACAGGAUGAUGAGAGAUCCCUGCAGAUUCGUGCAGUCUCCUUGAACAUCACUGAGAACCUUAAAAAGCUCGAGACGUGCGUUGAGCAGCUGGAAACCAAGUACUCGCGAACUGUGGACCACACAUCCCACGAGUUUCUCAAAGUGCAACAGUAUUGCGAUGUGGCAUUGCAUAAGCUGGGCAGGUCGUUUGAUGUGGCAAUGAAGUGUUGUGAGGAUCUCCACGACGUUUCCAGGUUGCAGAACACCCAGAUAGCCGACACACAGAACUCUUGUGAUCAGCUACAGCAUCAGAUUGUUAUCUUGCACCGCCAGGUAGAGACCACGCUUGACAGCUUGGAGAAGAUGUGUUUUGGUAGCACGGCCAACACCCGCGAGACGGAACAGGCUGCAAUUGUGCCAGCCAAACGUGCUUGGAACGACGACAAGGAAAACCAGGUGGCUAUCAAGAAAGAGCGCACGGAACCCCGUGCUCUUGCGUCCAAAACACCGAGUCUGAACCACGGGAGGGUUUGGUGUGUUCUAACAACCAGAGUGUUUACCGAUUCGGCAGUGAAGAUUGUUGCUCAACCAACAUUCUACCAGACGUUUCAGGAGGUGCACAAAGUUGCAGGUCUUAACUAUCUGGAACAACUUUGGGCAGCCUACUACACGUAUCUUGGUAAUGAUAUCUUUGCCACUGGACUUUUGAUUUUCACGUUGCACGAGUUCAUGUACUUUGCCCGGUCGCUUCCGUGGUUCAUAAUAGACCGGACGCCAUUUUUCAACAGGUACAAGAUCCAGGACACCAAGAUGCCUUCUAACAAGGAGCAGUGGGAGUGUAUGAAGUCGGUUUUAAUUUCGCACUUUAUGGUGGAGGCGUUUCCCAUCUGGUUUUUCCACCCGAUCACGGAGCGUGUUGGAAUCAGCUACAACGUGCCAUUCCCAUCGUUGAAAACGAUGUUUUUCCAAGUGUCUAUUUUCUUCUUGUUGGAAGAUGCUUGGCAUUACUGGUUCCACAGAGGACUGCACUACGGGCCAUUUUAUAAAUACAUCCACAAGCAGCACCACCGGUACGCCGCUCCGUUCGGACUGGCCGCGGAGUACGCGCACCCGAUCGAGGUGAUGUUGCUUGGAUUCGGCACGGUUGGCAUUCCAAUUGUUUGGUGUUACUUCACCAGAAACCUGCACUUGUUCACGAUCUGCAUCUGGAUCACGCUCAGACUGUUCCAGGCUGUGGACGCGCACUCCGGGUACGAGUUCCCAUGGUCUCUGCACCACUUCCUGCCGAUCUGGGCGGGAGCAGAGCACCAUGACGAGCACCACCACCACUUCAUUGGCAACUACGCCUCGUCGUUCCGCAUGUGGGACUUCUUCCUCGACACUGAGGCCGGACUCACUGCCAAGCAGAGCCGCGAGAAGAAAGCCCAGGCCAAGGGCGAGCGUCGGGCCAAGGUCAAGACCUAA
This is a messenger RNA of Ogataea philodendri, 3666 nucleotides long. RefSeq lists its product as uncharacterized. Gene Ontology annotation, molecular function: oxidoreductase activity; iron ion binding; plus-end-directed microtubule motor activity. Lineage: Eukaryota; Fungi; Ascomycota; Pichiomycetes; Pichiales; Pichiaceae. The record is from RefSeq and is a predicted model, not a curated record. The transcript has 2 exons. Gene Ontology annotation, cellular component: nucleus; spindle microtubule. Gene Ontology annotation, biological process: mitotic spindle assembly; lipid biosynthetic process; microtubule-based movement. Bases 1 to 3666 code for a protein of 1221 amino acids.